UACGUCAACGGUCAGUAGCCAGAGAGAAAAAACAGCCGCUUCCGUGUUGUUCUUGUGUUAUUGUCGGUUAGCGGAGUCUGACAGCCUCCCCGGAGCCAGUUUAUCAUGAUCCUGUGAAGCUGACUCACACUUUCAGCUUUCUUUGAGCCGACAUGUCGCUGCUGCAGAGCUCCAAGAAGAAAGACAAGCGGAUUCUGUCCGGUACCUGCCCGGACCCGAAAUGUCAGGCGAGGCUCUUCUUCCCCGCUCACGGCUCCGUUAGCAUCGAGUGCACGGAGUGUGGUCAGCGACACGAACAGAAGAACCUGUUAAAUGUGGAGGAAGUGACCGACCCAGAUGUGGUUCUUCACAAUCUGCUCAGGAACGCCCUGCUCGGCGUCACCGGGGCCCCGAAGAAAGGCACGGAGCUGGUGAAGGUGAUGGGUCUGUCCAACUACCACUGCAAGCUGCUGUCCCCGGUCCUCACCCGGUACGGGAUGGAUAAACAAACCGGGAAAGCGAAGCUGCUGCGGGAGAUGAACCAGGGGGAGAUGUUUGACUGCUCUCUCCUCGGGGACAGAGCCUUCCUCAUCGAGCCGGACCAUGUCUCCACCAUGGGGUACGGGAAGGACCGGUCCGGGAGCCUCAUCUACCUCCACGACACCCUGGAGGAGGUGAAGAAAGCCAACAGCAACAGGGAGUGUCUGAUCCCGGUGCACGUGGACGGGGACGGGCACUGUCUGGUCCACGCCGUGUCCAGAGCGCUGGUGGGCAGAGAACUGUUCUGGCACGCCCUGAGAGAAAACCUGAAGCAGAACUUCAAGCAGAACCUGGACCGCUACAAGGCCCUCUUUCAGGAUUUUAUCGACGCGGCCGAGUGGGAGGACAUCAUCAACGAGUGCGACCCGCUUUUUGUCCCGCCUGAAGGCGUGCCGCUCGGGCUGCGCAACAUCCACAUCUUCGGUUUGGCCAACGUCCUCCACCGACCCAUCGUGCUGCUGGACUCGCUGAGCGGGAUGAGGAGCUCCGGCGACUAUUCGGCCACCUUCCUGCCGGGGCUGGUGGCCGAGGAGCAGUGCAGGGGGAAAGACGGGAAGCUCAACAAGCCCAUCUGCAUCGCCUGGAGCAGCUCGGGCAGGAACCACUACAUCCCCCUGGUGGGCAUCAAGAACAGCGUGCUGCCCAAGCUGCCCGCCCGCCUGCUGCCAAAGGCGUGGGGAAUCCCUCAGGAGCUCAUCAGGAAGUACAUCAAGCUGGAGCCCGACGGGAGCUGCGUGAUCGGCGGCGACCGCAGCCUGCAGGACAAAUACCUGAUGCGGCUGGUCAACGCCAUGGAGGAGGUGUUCAUGGAGAAGCACAGCAUCCACCCGUCGCUGGUGGCCGACGUGCACCAGUACGUGUACAGGCGGACCGGCGUGAUCGGCAUCCAGCCCGAGGAGGUGACGGAGGCGGCGAAGAAGUCGGUGGUGGAGAACCGGCUGCACCGCUGCCUGAUCUGCGGCGCGCUCUCCGAGCUCCACGUCCCCCCCGAGUGGCUGGUUCCCGGCGGGAAGCUCUACAACCUCGCCAAGUCCACCCACGGCCAGCUGCGGCCCGACAAGAACUACAGCUUCCCCCUCAACAACGUGGUGUGCUCCUACGACCCCCAGAGGGACGUCCUCGUGCCCGAUUACAAACUGAGCUCCCUCAACACCUGCAACUGGUGUCACGGCACCUCGGUCCGCCAUAUCCACGGGAACGGGUCGGUGGUGUACCUGGACGGGGACAGAACCAACACCCGCUCCCAGGGCGGGAAGUGCGGCUGCGGCUUUAAGCACUACUGGGAGGAGAAGGAGUACGACAACCUCCCCGAGGCCUUCCCCAUCACGCUGGAGUGGGGGGGUCGGGUGGUCAGAGAGACCGUGUACUGGUUCCAGUACGAGGGCGACGCCGCUCUCAACAGCAACGUGUACGACGUGGCCAUGAAGCUGGUCACCAAACACUUCCCGGGCGAGUUCGGCAGCGAGAUCCUGGUGCAGAAAGUCGUCAACACCAUCCUGCACCACACGGCCAAGAAGAACCCGGAUGAGUACAACCCGGUGUCCAUCGACGGGGCUCACGUCCAGCGGCUCACCGACGCCAUGGAGACCCCGCAGGCGGCCGACCCCCAGCCGCCCACCAAGAUCAUCCUGACGGGUCAGAAAGCGAAGACGAUCCACAAGGAGGAGCUGACGAUGAGCCGGGCCGAGCGCAGCAUCCAGCAGAGCGUCAGCGAGCAGGCUCUCGUCUCUCAGAAGAGACGGACGGACAAACUGAAGCAGGAGCAGACGCCGCGCGGCCGGACCACCUCCCCGAGCGGCUCGCCGGAAACCUCCUCCUCGUCCGCUCCCGCCACGCCCACCAAAUCCUCGUCCCCGUCGUCGUCCAGCAAGGAGAAGAAGAUCCGCGUGACCACCAGCGACGGCAGGCAGGCCAUGCUGACCCUGCAGGCGCACACCACCUUCUCCGAGCUGCAGGGGAGCAUCGCCAACCAGUUCGGCGUGCCGCCGCCGCAGCAGUGCAUCCGCUACGGCUUCCCGCCCAAAGAGCUGUCCCCGCCGAAGGACGGCGAGGAGAACGAGCCGGUGGCGCUGCAGCACGGCGACAGGGUGACCGUGGAGAUACUGAGGGGCCCCGAGGACCACAAGAGCCCCGCUUCCUCCAUACCCCGGGCCUCCAGCUCGCACUCGGCGCUGCACUCGGUGAAGAGCGAGGACGCCGGCAGGAUGAGCGCCCGGGAGCUUCAGGACGGCAUCGACCUUGAGAUGUCCUCCCUCUGUCUCCUCGCGACCUUGAUGGGUGAGGACGUCUGGUCAUACGCAAGGAAGCUGCCGCACUUAUUCCAGCAGGGCGGGGUCUUCUACAACAUCGUUAAGAAAGACAUGGGUUUGAUGGACGGGAAGCACUGCACGCUGCCUCACCUGACGGGGAAAACGUUUGUGUACAACGCCACAGAGGAGCGGCUGGAGCUCUGUGUGGACGCCGCCGGCCACUUCCCCGUCGGCCCCGACGUGGAGGAGCUGGUGAAGGAGGCGGUGGUCCAGCUGCGCUCUGAGACGGCCUCCAGGGGCAGCAGAGAGGGCAGCCCCUCCCACGGCCUGCUGCGCCUGGGCAGCGGCGGCGUGGUCAGGAAGAAGGAGCAGCUGCAGAGCGUCACCGCCUUCCAGGGUAAAGGUCACUCUCUGGGCAGCGCCGGCGGCUCCUCCCCUCCGGAGCACCGGCCUAUCACGCGUCAGCACAGCAGCGGCGUGGACCUGAGCGCCAGCGUGUCCCGAGGCCCCCCGGACCUGUCGGAAAUCCCAGAGGACGCCACCCGGGAGCUGGUGCGCAUGGCGCCAGGCUUCGUCACGAUGAAGGACGGACGCGGCCUGGACCCGAGCCUGAUGGAGCAGCAGAGGAAGAAGUUGCAGGAGAUGGUCUCCUCCAUCCAGGCAUCCAUGGAGCGCCACCUCAGAGAGCAGCAAAGCACCACUGCCGCAGGGGGCGGAGCCAGCCAGGAGCGGACAGGCGGGACUAAGACGGGCGUGAGCCAAACGACCGCCCACGACGCUCCGGCUGCAGCGGGAGCAACAGCGGGAGGGAAAACAGACGGGAAGGUGGAGGAGCCAGAGGAGAUGGAGAGUCAGGACGCCGCACAGAGCAACGCCUUCGAACCCAUGGACCACUCCUGAUCCCUCCUGACCCCUAAGCCCCGCCCUCCGCCCCUUCCUCUCGCCUCGCCUCACCCCGGGGUCACAGCGGCUCAGGAGGGAUCCUCAAGCUUUCGGUCUUCAUGGUGUUUGGUUGUCGUCAUGCAUGACUUCAGAGCGCCCGCAGCAGCUCUCUGCAGGGCGUCAGGAGGGGGCGGGGUCAGGUGGCACGUCCUCUGCGAUACGUCAUUAAAAAAAAAAAAACUCCUGAGGCCGCCGCCGCGUGUGUUUGACACUCUUUGCACUUUUGGUACACACUCUGUAACCCUCACUACAUUUGUUUGAUCGCUGCUUUGACAGAAAUUAUUUUUUGCCUUUUAGGAUAAAAAUCGUUCUCCUCGCGUGAUGAUGUUUCGUAAACGGGCCAUCUCCGCGGCGACGGGAUCCGAUCUUUAACCCCCCUGCGAGUCCCACCUGAAGACGUCCGGCUCCGGAUGCGGGAGACUCAUUCCUGUAGAUAGAAGAAAUCCUCCGAGUCUUAAAUCUGCCAACGGGGGGAAGAGGAGAGCUUGCUGGACGCCCCGGCGGCGUGAACAUGCUUCCUGUUAAAAGGUGCACGCUCUGCGGAGGGCGCCACGCCUCUCUGUACGCAUCAACGCCUUCAUCUACGCCCAGAAUAUCUGCUUCUCCACCUGCGGAGUGCCGAGUGAACUCUGGAUCUCAAAAAGCACUUUUCAUCAACCAUCAAUUGAAGUGGAUUUAGUUUCUCUACAUUCAGUGUGUCAGCGGCGACCCCUGCAGGCGAGGAGAGAAACUGCAGAGCUCGACAGUUUAAUUUAAGGUUUUUAGGUUUAUCAUUUGUCCGACCUUUGACCUUUGCAGAGUGAAUUUUACCUCUUUGUGUGAGAUUGUCUGCAGGACGAUGAUUUGUGUUCAUUCAUGUUUGCAGUAAAAAAAAAAAAAUGUUUUCCUUCCAGAUUCCUCGUGAAACUAAAUGAUUUAUUUCACCUCUUUUUUUUUUAGCCGGGGACAAAUGUCUAAAAAAAGGUGCAAAAAGUUGCGUCGGGAUGCAACUGUAGCUUUCUUCAUCCUGCAGCGUCUGCAACAUGAUCCUCCAGAGAGUCAAAGUGCGUCCACUCAAAGUCGUCGUUUUUGUCCCUGAGAGGCUCCGGUUGUUUUUUGACAUGACAGAAAAGAAUCCUUACAGAGACAGCUGUGACAUCACUCAGCAUUGCUGCUCUUCCUCCGCCCUGAUUGGUUGCUUUCUUUUCUGUUUUUGUGUGAUUUGGGGGUUUUUAAACUUCCACUCUGGAUCUGAAGCCGUUUCUGCGUCGCACAAACAAACAAGUUGACAGAUUCUGAACGAGGCAGAGCGGCACUUCCUGUGAUUGUAAAAUAACAUUUUCUCCUGCAGAGAAAUCUUUAUUCUUUAAGAAGUCAGAAAUCUCUUCAGUUUAACAAACGUCUGAUCUCUCCGUCGCUCGCAGCACCUAAAUUCAGAGUCAGACGACCUUCAGCUCGGCAUUGAUGGAGACAAAAUGUUCAAACUAUACAGAUCCAAAACAGUGCGCCAACAAAAGUCUUCCCCCCACGCCUCCGUGUUUCUCUUUGAAUGUGUGGUAGCUGCAGGAGGAACUCGACGUAGCGCCCGGCCUUAAAAUCUGUAACAUCAAACAAACUUUUUUUUUUACGUUUCUUUGACCUAAAACAUUUAUGUUGGACUUUAAUCCAGAGCCCGGGGGUUCAAAAGGAAGGUGGUCACAUGUAAACGGUCGGAUUGGAUCGAAUGUGACCAGCUUUAAACGAGGAGCGCUCCUCGUUUAAAGCUGGCGCUCAGAAUAAAUAACAGCAGGUGGACACGGCGCCCUAUGGAAGUCAUCUUUGGGCUUUUGUUAAAUAUCAAACGUUAAACAUUUAAUUUAAAGCAGCUGUGAGGAGGUUUCUGGUGUCGGUGGGUUUUGGCGCCCCCAUGUGGACAAAGUAUGUAACAAAGUCCUCAACUAGAGUCUCUGUUGAACUGGACUCGGGGGUCUUUAAAGGUUGAUUUAAUCCAUUUUCUCUUAAAGGACUUAAAACAUUUGCAUCCUGCACACUGUUCGAUCUGGCUCUGUCGUCGAGGUGACGCACGAAUGAAGAGGGAAUGUUAGCUUAGCAUGCUCUUGUUAGCGUCAUCGUCUGUCAGAGAGAGCUCGGACCAAUCAGAAGGAAGACAUUUGUUUCUGGGACGGCGCUGCUGUUUGUCGUCCUGUGACUGCUGUACUCAUGAAUUGUAAUCCAGCUGUAUUAUAGUAAAUACUGUAGAAUACUCGGACCUGUACAGAGACACCGAUUGUUCACUUCCUGUUUACUUCUCUCUGGUUUGCUAAUAAAAUACUCGACGAUACAUGGCUUCGACAUCGCUGUUUGCAUGUGUGACAGAUUUUCAACCCCGACAAUAAAAUCACUUCCUUCACUG
Messenger RNA from Labrus mixtus (cuckoo wrasse), 6081 nucleotides. It is a transcript of the gene vcpip1, whose product is annotated as valosin containing protein (p97)/p47 complex interacting protein 1. Gene Ontology annotation, molecular function: cysteine-type deubiquitinase activity. Gene Ontology annotation, biological process: protein K48-linked deubiquitination; Golgi reassembly; protein ubiquitination. The record is from RefSeq and is a predicted model, not a curated record. The coding region runs from base 153 to 3668 and encodes 1171 amino acids. Lineage: Eukaryota; Metazoa; Chordata; Actinopteri; Labriformes; Labridae. The transcript has 3 exons.